Messenger RNA from Tripterygium wilfordii, 1264 nucleotides. Its product is annotated as hypersensitive-induced response protein 1-like. Lineage: Eukaryota; Viridiplantae; Streptophyta; Magnoliopsida; Celastrales; Celastraceae. The record is from RefSeq and is a predicted model, not a curated record. The coding region runs from base 166 to 1029 and encodes 287 amino acids. The transcript is spliced from 6 exons.
CUACCCACUCGGCCACUCCUUCGAAGGCGACUUGGGUGACUCCCGUGCCAUUAUUAUCAGCUUCAUCAUCCGACUUUCGUUUUCUACACUCUAAUUAUUUUUUGUGAUAUUUUGUUUUGUUGAAAGGAUCCGAAACCAAUCAAUUCAGAGAAAACAGUAAACUAGAUGGGAAAUCUGUUUGGUUGCAUUCAAGUUGACCAGUCAACUGUUGCUAUCACGGAGCGAUUUGGUAAGUAUAAUGAAGUUCUUGAGCCUGGAUGUCAUUGCCUCCCUUGGUGUUUUGGAAGCCAGCUUGCAGGCCAUCUGUCGCUAAGGUUGCAGCAAUUGGAUGUGCGAUGUGAGACCAAGACAAAGGAUAACGUAUUUGUCAAUGUGGUUGCAUCAAUUCAAUACCGUGCCCUCGCACACAAGGCCAAUGAUGCAUUCUACAAACUGAGUAAUACGAGGACCCAAAUUCAGGCCUAUGUGUUUGAUGUAAUCAGAGCAAGUGUUCCAAAACUUAAUCUGGAUGAUGUAUUUGAACAAAAAAAUGAAAUUGCUAAAGCCGUGGAAGAGGAACUCGAGAAGGCUAUGUCUGCAUAUGGGUUUGAGAUUGUUCAAACUCUCAUUGUUGAUAUAGAACCAGAUGAGCAAGUGAAACGGGCGAUGAAUGAAAUCAAUGCUGCUGCAAGAAUGAGGGUGGCAACCAAUGAAAAGGCAGAAGCUGAGAAAAUUUUGCAAAUCAAACGAGCUGAGGGUGAGGCUGAGGCUAAGUAUCUCUCAGGGCUUGGCAUUGCUCGUCAGCGACAAGCAAUUGUGGAUGGUUUAAGAGAUAGUGUGCUAGGCUUCUCAGUCAAUGUGCCAGGGACCACUGCAAAGGAUGUCAUGGACAUGGUGCUGGUCACACAGUAUUUUGACACAAUGAAGGAAAUCGGUGCCACCUCUAAGUCCUCAGCUGUCUUCAUUCCCCAUGGACCUGGUGCUGUUCGUGACGUUGCUAGUCAGAUUCGUGAUGGACUCCUUCAGGGCUCUGCCUCUGCACACCAAUGAUUGUUAAUAUUUUCCUAGUUUUUCAAGGUUGUGUUGAUACAGGUUAUGUGUGCAUACUAUGUUUGUCUGUCGAGGUUCCUUAUCGGAAAGUCUUGUUAAAUGUUGAUGUCCAUUUAAAAUAAUUUCUGUACAAAUUACCCUGGAUGCUAUGUUAAAACUUGAAAGUACAGGAGCGUCACAGUACCUCCGGAUGGUGAUAUUUAUCUAUUGUGAGCUUUCAAAAUUAUGUUGCAUA